Molecule: messenger RNA, 3234 nt
Organism: Chelonoidis abingdonii (Abingdon island giant tortoise)
Lineage: Eukaryota; Metazoa; Chordata; Testudines; Testudinidae
Gene: NARS1
Product: asparaginyl-tRNA synthetase 1
Biological process (GO): asparaginyl-tRNA aminoacylation
Cellular component (GO): cytoplasm
Molecular function (GO): asparagine-tRNA ligase activity; nucleic acid binding; ATP binding
Source: RefSeq, a predicted model, not a curated record
GAUGAGUAGAAUAAAAGGGGCAACACCAGGGAGGAUGAUACAGGAAAAAAAACACAGUAAAAGAGGAAGUGGGACAACAGACAUUGAGCACAGCUAAUGAGGAGAGAUAUAUGUUUCUGAACGUGAGGGCUGCGAUUCUACUGGCGAUGGAACAGAGAAGAAGCCUUUCAAAACAGCUCUGAAGGCUUUGAUGACAGCAGGAAGAGAACCAUUUCCUACUAUUUAUGUGGACUCACAAAAAGAAAAUGAGAGAUGGGAUGUUAUUUCUAAGUCACAAAUGAAGAAUGUCAGAAAAACAUGGCACAGAGAACAAAUGAAGCAUGAAGCUAGGGAGAAGAAAGAGGCAGAAGACAGUUUGCGACGAGAGAAGAACCUGGAAGAAGCUAAGAAAAUUACCAUCAAGAAUGAUCCCAGUCUUCCAGAGCCUAAAUGCGUGAAGAUUCGUGCUCUAGAGGCGCACAGAGGCCAACGAGUGAAGGUUUUUGGCUGGGUCCACAGGUUACGUAGACAAGGAAAAAAUUUGAUGUUCCUUGUGUUAAGGGAUGGCACAGGAUUUCUGCAGUGUGUCCUGUCAGAUGAACUGUGUCAGUGUUACAAUGGAGUGAUCCUCUCUACAGAGAGCAGUGUGGCGGUGUAUGGUAUGCUAAACCUUGUUCCUGAAGGCAAGCAGGCUCCAGGGGGCCAUGAGUUGAGUUGUGACUAUUGGGAGCUAAUUGGUCUGGCUCCAGCUGGAGGGGCUGAUAACCUGAUCAAUGAGGAAUCGGAUGUUGAUGUGCAGCUUAACAACAGGUAUAUGAUGAUCCGAGGAGAGAACAUGUCCAAAAUCCUCAAAGUGCGCUCCAUGGUCAUACAGUGCUUCAGGGAUCACUUUUUUGACAAUGGAUAUUAUGAAAUCACUCCACCAACACUAGUCCAAACGCAGGUUGAAGGAGGCUCCACGCUAUUCAAACUGGAUUAUUUUGGCGAAGAGGCAUACUUGACACAGUCAUCCCAGCUGUACCUGGAGACCUGCAUCCCUGCAUUGGGAGACACGUUUUGUAUUGCCCAGUCGUACAGAGCUGAGCAGUCCAGGACACGCAGACACCUGGCAGAAUAUACUCACAUUGAAGCUGAGUGUCCUUUCAUGACCUUUGAAGACUUGUUGACCCGUCUGGAGAAUUUAGUGUGUGAUGUAGUGGAUAGAGUCUUGAAAUCAUCUGUAUCAACCUUCCUAUAUGACCUAAACCCGAACUUCCAGCCCCCAAAACGACCUUUCAGACGAAUGAACUAUACAGAUGCCAUUACAUGGCUAAGGGAACAUGGUGUGAAGAAGGAAGAUGGCACCUACUAUGAAUUCGGAGAAGAUAUCCCAGAAGCUCCUGAGAGACUGAUGACAGACACCAUUAAUGAACCAAUCUUGCUGUGUCGAUUUCCUGCAGAGAUAAAGUCAUUCUACAUGCAGCGUUGUCCUGAGGAUUCCCGGCUUACUGAAUCUGUUGAUGUGUUGAUGCCCAACGUUGGUGAGAUUGUUGGAGGCUCAAUGCGUAUCUGGGACAGUGAUGAGCUAUUAGAGGGUUAUAAGCGGGAAGGUAUUGACUCCACACCUUACUACUGGUAUACGGAUCAGCGUAAAUAUGGCACAUGCCCUCAUGGUGGGUACGGCUUGGGCUUAGAACGCUUCUUAACGUGGAUUCUGAACAGGCAUCACAUCCGUGACGUAUGUCUGUACCCACGCUUCAUUCAACGCUGCAAACCUUAACCACUUCCUCAGGAGAAAUUCAACAGAAAAUCAAAGCAACUUCUAAAAUCCUACAUGUUGGGGAGGGAAACAGUGCACUAUGUCAUCCGACAGUCCGUCUAAAGGCAAGAGCUAUUGCUCCUUGUUGCUUGAGCCAUAAAGUAGUACAGUUUUACUAAAACAACUAUCUAAUGUAGUAGCUGAAAAGGUGAAAUUUUGCUUAUUUGGAAGGUAAAAUCACUUAAAAAAAAUCUACAGAAAAAUUGCUCUUUUGUCAUUUUAAAACACCAUCUGGUUGGGGCAUUGCAGCUUUUAGCUCAUAGCAAAGUUUUCAUAUUAGAUUGACAUGUGAAACAUGCAGUGUGUACCAUACUUAACAUGCAACAUUUAUUUCUCCUGUGACUUUAACAUUCACUCUAUAUGUAUCUUAAAACAUUGGGGCACUUGAUUUUCUUUUAAAAGUAAUUUGGUUUAUGUUCUAUCUGUUUUGUGGGUUGUUCUGGUUAAAUUAAAUGAUCUGCCUUUUAAACAAAUUCUGUUUUGUAUUAAUAUGAGAGUGUGCAGCAGAAGUUAAUAAAGAUGGAAUCAUGUAAACUGUUAAAAAUACGUUAGAACAUUUGGGCCAAAUCCAUCACUUACCUAAGCAAAACUCUCACUGCAGUCAGUAGGAGUGUAGAAUUGAGCACAUCCUCCUAAUACAAAAAGAUCUGCUUUUUUUUGAGAGAGUUCAUUAAUUUGGAAAUGAUGGCUUCAGUUUUGAAAGGUACAGAGCAUCCUCCGCUGCUUUUGAUGUCUGCCAGAGAUCAGAAAUCUAUACCUUGCAGAACUGGGCCCUUUAACAGGACCAGCCAUUGUACAGCCUACGUGCUGAAAUAGAGCGAGGUGGAUAUGUUAGAAUGUUGUGUCUAGCUUCUUAGAAUGUUGUGUCUAGCUUCUCCUGUACACCUGCAUGUUUGAGUUCCCUUCAUCAGUUGCUCACUGUUGCUUGACACAUAGGAAGAAAACUGAAUUUUAAAGACACUGAUGCAGUUUGGUAACUUUGAAACUGAAAUAGUUUAAUUUCAGCAUUAUAUGAUUAUUUGGAUUCGUGUCCUCUUUAAGAGUAUUUUAAUCUAAGGAGCAUUUUUUCAUAGGUCAGUAAUGUAUUGUCUCCUAGAUGGCUCUAUACUGACUAAAGUUUUGGUAAUGGGUUCAGUGUACUGUUUCUGCUUCUCCUCUGUGGGUUCCCUCAAUGAUUGUAAGGAACUGUUACUUAAUUAUUAAGUGUUUUGAGCUGUCAGAAUGCAUUUUAGUCAUAAAUUAGAUAAAUCUUACUGGAACAAAUAGUAGGUGGGUUAUUUGAGACCUACUUGGAUACUUGCCUUGGGACCUAGUCUGGACUUUUCAUCUACACUGUGUAUGUAAACUGUUAAAUGUCACGUUUCUGUAGCAAAACUUCAUUUUUUCUUUUAGAAUUUUGCAUGUUGUGCACACACAUCAGUCCAAUCUGCCAGUCAAUAAAUUUAGCAUAACAUACA